Argentina anserina (silverweed cinquefoil) is the source of this 913-nucleotide messenger RNA. RefSeq names its product thymidine kinase. Lineage: Eukaryota; Viridiplantae; Streptophyta; Magnoliopsida; Rosales; Rosaceae. The coding region runs from base 43 to 735 and encodes 230 amino acids. The record is from RefSeq and is a predicted model, not a curated record. Gene Ontology annotation, biological process: thymidine metabolic process. Gene Ontology annotation, molecular function: ATP binding; thymidine kinase activity. The transcript has 4 exons.
CCCCUCACUUCAAAUCCCUUCUCCAACUCCAACCCCAAAACCAUGGCCUCCUUCAAACCCUCCAUCCCCCUCAACACCGACUCCUCCCCUUCCCGCCGACCCUCCGGCGAGGUCCACGUCAUCAUGGGUCCCAUGUUCGCCGGCAAGACCACCGCUCUCCUCCGCCGCAUCAAGUCCGAGGGCGCCAGCGGCAGAAAUGUGGCGAUGAUAAAGUCGAGCAAGGAUAACAGGUAUGCUAUUGAUUCGGUGGUGACUCAUGAUGGGGCCAAGUUUCCGUGCUGGGCUCUGCCGGAUCUGUCCUCGUUUAGGCACAGAUUUGGAGGAGAUGCUUAUGAAAAGCUUGAUGUUGUUGGUAUCGAUGAGGCUCAGUUUUUUGAUGAUCUGUAUGAUUUCUGCUGCACGGCUGCUGAUCAUGAUGGGAAGACUGUGAUUGUUGCAGGCCUGGAUGGUGAUUACUUGAGGAGGAGCUUUGGCUCGGUGCUUGAUGUAGUGCCGCUUGCUGAUACAGUGACCAAGUUGACAGCUCGAUGCGAAAUGUGUGGUAAAAGAGCUUUCUUUACCCUAAGGAAGACGGAGGCGACCGAGACUGAACUGAUUGGCGGGGCUGAUGUGUACAUGCCUGUUUGUCGCCAACACUAUGUUAAUGGGCAAGUUCUUAUCAAAGCUGCAAGAAGUGUUGUGGAGUCUCAUAAAUCUAAGAGUGGCACUAUCUCAGAAAUAGCCCAAGUUAUUUAGAAACAGCAGUUGCUCUUUCUCUGCUAUUACAUGUCUCUUUAGGAUUGCUAUGUAUUAUAUGAGGCAAAAGUAGCUGACUGCCUGCAGGCUGCAGCCGUAGGUUGAAGUCCAAACAUGGGGAGUCUGAACCUUAAUGGUUUCCUUGGCUUGGGUGUAGUGAUGAACUCUCAUGUAUCCC